Ilex paraguariensis (yerba mate) is the source of this 1602-nucleotide messenger RNA. Lineage: Eukaryota; Viridiplantae; Streptophyta; Magnoliopsida; Aquifoliales; Aquifoliaceae. The record is from the annotation of a GenBank genome assembly.
AUGUCAACCACUUCUAACAUAACUUACGCAGAGAUUGUAUUCGCUCACAUUGAACAAACCAAUACAUUUGUUUAUAACACAAUGGUCAAAGGCUAUGUGUCAAGCUCAAACCCAAAAAAGGCCUUGCAUUUCUAUGUUAAAAUGAGAAAAGAUGGCCUUGUGGGUGAUAAUUAUACAUACCCAUUUGUGCUCAAGGCCUGUGGUAUGACGGGUGGGUUGUGGGAAGGAAGAGAGAUUCAUGGGGAGCUUAUAAAGGGAGGGUUUGAUUGGGAUGUAUAUGUGAGGAAUGGAUUGAUUGGAAUGUAUUGUAGGUGUGGCGAGAUGGGUUGCGCUACGGUAUUGUUUGUUGGAUUCCAUUGCAAGGACCUGGUAUCUUGGAAUUUCAUGUUGGGUGGUUGUGUUGGGUGUGGAGACAUGGAGGAGGCUCAGAGGUUGUUUGAUGAAAUGCCUAAGAGAGAUGUGGUUUCUUGGUCCAUUAUGAUUGAUGGGUAUGGGAAGAAAAUUGGUGACGUUAUUAGAGCUCGUGCGCUUUUUGACACCAUGCCUUUGAGAGAUUUGGUUACUUGGCAUUCUAUGAUAUAUGCUUACACAAAGGCUGGAGAUAUGAUAGCAGCUCGCCAGUUAUUUGAUGAGAUGGAGGAGAAAAAUGUGGUUUCUUGGAGCAUUGUGAUAGAUGGCUAUGCUCAGCAUGGAAAUCCUAAGGAAGCAUUGAAUAUGUUUAGGCAAAUGCUUUGCAAAGGUGUGAAGCCAGACAAGAUAUCUAUGGUUGGUGCAAUAUCAUCUUGCGCCCAAUUGGGUGCACUGGAUCAAGGAAGAUGGAUUCAUAUGUACAUGAAGAAGAACAGAAUGCAGUUGGAUGUUGUUGCUAAAACUGCCCUGGUAGACAUGUAUAUGAAAUGCGGAUCUAUUAAUGAGGCUUGCACAAUGUUCAAUAGCAUGAUAGAAAGAAAUGUUAUUACUUGGAAUGUCAUGAUUGCCGGACUUGGUAUUAAUGGCUUAGAGAAGGCAGCUUUGGAAUAUUUUGCUCGAAUGGAAAUGAGAGGAAUUCGAAUGGAUGAUUUGAUUUUUGUCAGUGUCCUUACUGCAUGUAGUCAUGCAGGUUUUGUAGCUGAGGGUCUCAAUAUCUUUGACCGGAUGAGAACUCAUGGGAUUGAACCCAAGCUUGAACACUAUGGUUGCUUGAUUGACCUCCUUGGCCGAGCAGGAAAAUUAAAUCAAGCUCAAAUUGUUAUACAGACCAUGCCUAUGAAACCCAAUUCAGAAUUGUGGGGUUCUCUUCUUUUGGCAUGUCAUACUCAUAGUAAUGUGGCUCUUGCUGAAGUUGUAGUGGAGAGACUUGUAGAGCUCAAAGCUGAUGACUCUGGAGUUUAUGUUCUUAUGUCUAAUAUUUAUGCAAAUGCUAGAAUGUGGGAGUGUGCCCUGAAGAUACGAAAAUUGAUGAUGGAAAGAAAAAUGAGGAAGGAAACUGGUAAGAGUGUAAUGGAAGUAGAUGGUGAAAUCGAGGAAUUCAUUAGCGGUAAAAAACCUCAUAUUCAAUGUGAGGAAAUAGAGAGUUCUUUGGAGUCUAGCGAAGGUGGUAAUGUUGGCAGAAUCCUGGAAUGA